This is a messenger RNA of Rhodamnia argentea, 2359 nucleotides long. RefSeq names its product protein MID1-COMPLEMENTING ACTIVITY 1-like. The record is from RefSeq and is a predicted model, not a curated record. NCBI's taxonomy places the organism in Eukaryota, Viridiplantae, Streptophyta, Magnoliopsida, Myrtales, Myrtaceae. The transcript is spliced from 9 exons. Gene Ontology annotation, biological process: cell surface receptor signaling pathway. The coding region runs from base 770 to 2038 and encodes 422 amino acids.
UUGCGCUUGCAGCCAGAGGGAGAGAGAGAGAGAGAGGGGACACCGAUGCUCUGAGCCAUUAAGGAUUGGACAACCUCCUCAAGCUCUUCCCUGUCUCUUGCUCUGCUCGUAUCCUCCAAAAAAUGCACAAGCGUACACACAUCCUUGACAGGUGAAGAAGAAGAAGAAGGAGAAGGAGAAGAAGAAGGAGCAGAAAUCGUCAGCAGAUCAGGAAGGUCUCUUUUACGCAAAGCAAUGUCUGUCGCUCCCGCACUCCAAUGCUCUCUGCUCUGCACUCUUCUUUUCUCUGUCCUGGGAGCUCUGGGCUGAAGAGCGAGGUCGUGGCGAUGGCGAGUGAGGAAGCGCUGUUCGUGAUGAUUCGCGGGUGAACUUCCCGAGCAACCACGGAUUCGAAUCCAGAAAAAAGGAAAAAAUCGUGCAUUGCGACGUCGUUUAUCUGAAGAUCUCGCAGAGUGGCUUCUGGUCCCACUCUGUAAUCCUUUGGGCUGACCAGAACGACAUGAUCUUCGGAGAACUUCGAAAUUUUUCGCAGUAAAGACGCAAAAGAAGGGGGUUUGAAGCUUCGAUUCGGCUUUGCAUGCGGUGAAUUGGGAUCGGAAUUGCUGUCUCUGAGUGUGGAUUUCGAUCUAUCCACACAAGUAUUGGCACCUUCUCGACUUCUUUUAGCGGAAGAGUUUAACGAGCACAUCAAAUCGGAGAUCCUAUGGUGGGCUUGUAGAAUUCUUGGGUCGUGUCCAACUGAGUCAAUUCUUCGUACUGAGUAGUCAACAUGGCUUCUUGGGAACAUUUCGGAGAGCUUGCGAAUGUGGCCCAGCUCACCGGCCUCGACGCCGUCCGGCUGAUCGGGAUGAUCGUGAAGGCCGCCAACACCGCGCGGAUGCACAAGAAGAAUUGCAGGCAGUUUGCUCAGCAUCUGAAGCUGAUCGGCAACUUGCUGGAGCAGCUCAAGAUCUCCGAGCUCAAGAAGUACCCGGAGACGAGGGAGCCUCUGGAGCAGCUGGAGGACGCGCUGCGGAGAUCUUACAUCUUGGUCAACAGUUGCCAGGACAGGAGUUACCUCUAUCUGUUGGCCAUGGGGUGGAACAUCGUGUAUCAGUUCAGGAGGGCUCAGAACGAGAUCGACCGGUACUUGAAGCUCGUUCCCCUCAUUACUCUUGUGGACAAUGCUCGAGUUCGGGAAAGGUUGGAAGUUAUUGAGCUGGAUCAACGAGAAUACACAUUGGACGAUGAGGAUCAGAAGGUGCAAAGUGUAAUCUUAACGCAUGAACCUUCGAGAAAUGAAACCAUGAUGUUGAAGAAAACUCUGUCCUGUUCCUAUCCAAACCUUUGUUUCAAUGAGGCUCUGAAGAAGGAGAACGAGAAGCUUCAACUGGAACUUCAACGGUCACAUGCAAAUUUGGAUUUGAGUCAGUGUGAAGUAAUCCAGCGCUUACUUGAAGUCACAGAAACUGUUGCCUCAAAUUCACUCCUUGAUGAUGGUUCACCUGUCAAAGAAUCCAAGAAAAAGGAGAACAGUACCUCUGAUGCUGAUAGUGAUAGAGAACAUUCUGCUGGUGAAACAUAUCCUAAGAAAAGUUCUACGAGCAAAACUUCGAGAAAUACAUCAUCAGUCUCCUUGGACCAUGAUCUGAUCCCAUCUAAAGGUUCAUAUGGGCAUUAUGAAUGGCACACUGAUUUACUGGGCUGUUGCUCAGAGCCACUUCUAUGCAUUAAAACAUUCUUCUGCCCUUGCGACACAUUUUCAAAGAUUGCUACUGUGGCAACUAAGAGACAUAUGAGUCCUGGAGAAGCAUGCAAUGAUCUUUUGGCAUAUUCACUCAUACUGUCGUGCUGUUGCUACACAUGCUGCGUUCGAAGGAAACUCCGCAAGAUGCUGAACAUAAGGGUAAUUGGAGGUUGGUUUGACGAUUUCCUCUCCCAUUUGAUGUGCUGCUGCUGUGCCCUCGUCCAAGAAUGGAGAGAAGUGGAGGUCCGAGGUCUCUGCGGUCCUGAGAAGAUGAGAACAAGCCCUCCUCCCUCGCAAUACAUGGAAUCUUAAAAGCGCCGCCGCUCGCGAGCAAAAGGGCGUCCGCCGGACAUGGAUCGGAUGCCUCGGGGGGGAAACAUCGACAUAGAGGGCGGCAUCUAGUCACCUCCAGGAACUUCUCGGGGUGGCAACAUGUACACAUUUGUAAAGCAAGUUCCUUUCAAAAUCUCUCUCGAAACUCGAUAGCUGGUGUAUCAUAGAACAGUCCCCGGCGCCGGCCGGCCUGCCGUGUUGUUAAUUCGGUUUUCGCUGUCUGUUCAUACCCAAAAGUUUGUGACCCCAGUGGGGUGAUUGAGAUCCUUCAAUUUAUGUUCUUGUGUUCUUCUGGAUCAA